AUGGCCUCAACGAGCGGAAAUAUGUUAGAAGUCAACGACACAUGCAAAUCGAACAGAUGGUGGAAGACGAAGCAGGAGAAAAAGUGAGUUUCUACCCAGUUUUAACUGAAGAAUUUCAACUUCUCUAUAGACACUCCACAAUCAAGAAAGUAAAGACGCUGAAAACGUCGUGGGACAAGAAAAUGUACGAAAAAGCAAAGAAGGAUAUGGUGAAACGUGUGCAGUGCGUCAUUCGAGAGCGCCAAGUGCAGGAGAGACGGGAAAAGAAGGAACGAAAGGAGGAGCAGGAGAAGCGACGCGUUGAGAACGAGCGAAAGGCCGAAAUUGUGCAGGUAUAUGCUUGACAACUCAUGAACCGACGUGAAAAUGGUUAAAUUCUCAGAAAAUCACCAAGAUCCACAAGCUCAAAAAGACGAAGAAGCGCCAGCUCCGUUCUAUCCAGAUGCGCGACACCACCGAAGUUUCCAAGUGA
Molecule: messenger RNA, 472 nt
Organism: Caenorhabditis sp. 36 PRJEB53466
Lineage: Eukaryota; Metazoa; Nematoda; Chromadorea; Rhabditida; Rhabditidae
Source: the annotation of a GenBank genome assembly